CGUUCUCUUCUCUUCUCUUCUUUCCCUUCUUUCCCCAUAUCAAAAAGAAGGAUAAAAACUCCUUGAAAAUUCCCCAUUUCAUCAAAAACCAAAACUUUUCUUCAAAGAUUGGAGUCUUUUUCACAAUUACCCAUAUUUUCUCUUGAAAAUUCCAUUUACCAGAAACGUAAUUUGGAAUUCAGAGCUGGCAUUUCCCCUAUAAAUACUGGAAAGACUUCAUUUUCUUUUUCUAAUUUGCUCAAUAUAGCAAUUCAUCACAUUUGGAUUGUUUUUCUCCUUACAUCUUCAAUCAUCCAAGUAUUUUUAAAAUUGUUAAUUGCCCAAUUUGAUUUUGAUCAUGUUGAUCGUGUAUGAUUAACACACUUUCCAUUUUGCCGUACAAAUUAGAGGAAUUUUUUUACUAUUUUUCUUCUGUUGUAAAAUGAGGUUUUUCUGAUGAUAACUUAUAUUCCUCUUUUAUAUUGUAAAUUACUUAUUUUGAGUGGGUACUUUGGGUUUUUAUUGCUUGGAGAUGAUGGAGAACAGUGAAGAAGCAGUGGAUGAUCAAGGCUCGGGAUGGCUUGAAGUGAAAAAGAAGCACAGAAGCAGCUCAAAGUUUUCUGUACAAAGCUGGGUUGGGGGAUUUUCAGCAAAAAAUGCUAAUAAUUUGAUUAGAGGUCAGCCUUCGUCAUAUGAGAAGGGUGGAAUUGUGCAAGGAAAAUGCAGAUCUCAGCUUCAAACAUCUGGAAGAAAUUCAGAUGUACAUAGCUGGGGUGGUCUUGAAAAGUCUACAGCUGAGUCAAAUGAGGAUAAAAAGGAUGUGUGUUAUCUUGAUAAAUGUGUUGUUAAGCAAGACCAUGAAGGCCCCAUGUCCCCUUCUUUUUUUGUUAAAAAUUCUAAUGGUAGUUGUGCAGAUAACCAAAAAAUUUUAUCAAAGGAUAAACCCCAUAUUGUUCACAAAAUCAAGUGGGGUGAUUUAGAAGAUGAUGUUCUGGUAGCACAUCAUGAAAACAACAUUGGAGCUGAAAUCAAGUUCGGUGAUAUUGGAGAUGAUAAUGUGGUAGGCUGUAGGAAGCAUGACAAUACUUGUAACUCACUUUCAUGUAGUUCUUGUACUAACCUCCAAGAAAACACCGUAGAAGCAUCCAUGGAUGUAGAUAGUCAUUCUUGUCAGAUAUCUCCAUUGACUCCUAAGGAUGAAACAAUGGAAGAAACCUUUAAAGAGGCAUGUGAAAUAUCUUCAGAGGCUUUGGAAGCACAGAAUGACAAUGACAAAAUAAUUUCUGAGGAUGAUGGUUACAACGAAAUACAUUCUGAACACAUCAAACAAAUAAAUGAUAAUCAAGUAGAUUCUAGCUUCCUAUCUUGUCAAGCCUCUGGACCAGCAGUGAUACUUGAGGUGCCUGAUGUCAUGUUGGAGGUCGGCAAGCCAAAAAUAUCAGAAGCAUCUCUUGUAGAUGGUGGUUCAAGCACAGAGAUGGUUUCCCUGGAUGGAGUGUCACUUCCACCUGAGAACAGUGGACCUGAAACUCUGAGAGAAUCAAUUAUGACAGAUUGUAUGCAGGAUGGUAGAAUACCUGGUGAUCUGUCAAAAGCUCAGAUUAUAACUGCUCUUGGAGAAGGUGAUGCAGGAGAAAGCAAAGAAAGGUUUAGGGAACGGCUUUGGUGCUUCCUAUUUGAGAACCUUAACAGGGCAGUGGAUGAACUUUAUCUUCUUUGUGAACUAGAAUGUGAUCUGGAGCAGAUGAAAGAGGCCAUUCUUGUUCUCGAAGAGGCUGCUUCUGACUUUAAAGAAUUAACUACAAGAGUGGAAGAAUUUGAGAAUGUGAAGAAGUCCUCUUCUCAAGUGGUUGACGGUGUGCCAAUUACUUUAAGGAGUGACCAUCGAAGGCCACAUGCUCUCUCAUGGGAGGUUCGUAGAAUGACAACUUCACCUCACAGAGCAGAGAUACUGUCUUCAUCUUUAGAGGCUUUUAAAAAGAUUCAACAAGAAAGAGCUGGACGACGUCCGGGUGACAGCAAGAAAUCUCUGGGGCAGGACAGGUCUGACCGUGCUUCUACAUCUGGUGAUAACUCAAGGAAGUCAAUUAUGCUGUCUGAUGUAACAUCCAGUGAUAAAGAAUCAGGGAUAAAGUCAAGAAAACUCAGUGGAGGUUCAGAUCUUACUCAAGGGAACCUAAAUGGAGAGAAACGAAAUAUUGAAUCAGGCAAGUCUAGCAAAUUAUACUCUGUUCAAAAUGGUCGUGACCCGACAAAGAACUAUAUCUCUUCUGACGUUGCUUCAUCUAGGCCACUUCUUAAGGACUGCUCUGCUGUGUCUGGUUCUGGAAAGAGCAAGAGAGAAUAUCUUGGGUCUGAAACUGAGAAGCUGCUUUCUAGGAAAGAUAAAACAUUAAUAGAAAAUAUUGUUGAAAAAAACUCCAAGAGUGUGGAUCACAUGAAGAGGCAAAUUCCUUCCGAAAAAGACAAAGAUAAGAGAAAUGCUACUUCAUGGAAAUCCAUGGAUGCAUGGAAGGAGAAGAGGAACUGGGAAGACAUACUUUCAUCUCCUUUCCGUGUUUCUUAUCGUGUAUCACACUCGCCCAACGUUGGUAAAAAAAGUGCUGAGCGUGUACGUAUUUUGCAUGAAAAACUAAUGUCCCCUGAGAAGAAGAAGAAAACUGCUUUGGAUUUGAAGAAGGAAGCAGAGGAAAAGCAUGCACGGGCCUUGAGGAUCCGAAGUGAGUUGGAGAAUGAAAGAGUUCAAAAACUUCAGCGCACCUCAGAGAAACUGAGUCGUGUCAAUGAGUGGCAGGCUGUUCGGACUAUGAAGUUACGAGAGGGAAUGCAUGCCCGCCAGCAGCGUGGUGAAUCACGACAUGAAGCUUUUCUAGCAGAAGUUGUGAGGAGAGCUGGUGACGAAAGCAGUAAAGUUAAUGAGGUUCGUUUCAUUACUUCAUUAAAUGAAGAAAAUAAAAAGCUUAUGUUGCGCCAGAAACUGCAAGAUUCAGAGUUGAGGAGAGCUGAAAAACUUCAAGUGAUGAAAACUAAGCAGAAAGAAGAUAUGGCUAGAGAAGAAGCUGUUUUCGAACGCAGAAAGCUCAUUGAAGCUGAAAAGUUACAACGUCUUGCUGAGACACAGAGGAAAAAGGAGGAGGCUCAAAUUAGGAGGGAAGAAGAACGGAAGGCAUCAAGUGCAGCCAGGGAGGCAAGGGCCAUAGAGCAGCUUCGGAGGAGGGAGGAAAGAGCGAAAGCUCAGCAAGAGGAAGCUGAACUUCUAGCACAGAAAUUAGCUGAAAGACUUAGUGAAAGUGAGCAACGUCGUAAAUUUUACCUUGAACAAAUACGCGAGAGAGCUUCUAUGGAUUUCAGGGAUCAGUCUUCGCCUUUACUGCGCCGAUCUGUUAAUAAAGAGAGUCAGGGCAGAUCUACUCCAACCAACAAUAGUGACGAUUGUCAAGCAAAUGGUAGUGUUAUUUUAGGAAACUCUGCACUUUCGACAGGCAAUGGUGCUUUGCAACACUCACUGAAGCGAAGGAUUAAAAGAAUUCGGCAAAGACUUAUGGCUCUAAAAUUUGAAUUUUCUGAGCCUCCUGCUGCUCCUGAGAAUACUGGAAUUGGAUAUAGAACAGCUGUGGGAACUGCAAGAGCAAAAAUUGGGAGGUGGCUUCAGGAACUUCAGAAACUUCGUCAAGCUAGAAAAGAAGGAGCCUCAAGUAUAGGCUUAAUAACUGCUGAAAUGGUCAAGUUUUUGGAAGGAAAAGAACCUGAGCUGCAGGCUUCUCGCCAAGCUGGUCUGCUUGAUUUUAUUGCUUCUGCCCUGCCUGCUUCACAUACAUCAAAGCCUGAAGCUUGUCAGGUGACAAUACAUCUUUUAAAACUUCUGAGGGUGGUGUUAUCUACUCCUGUGAACAGGAGUUAUUUUCUUGCACAGAAUCUUUUACCUCCUAUGAUCCCUAUGCUGUCAGCAGCCCUUGAGAACUAUAUAAAGAUUGCUGCAUCUUUAAAUCUCCCUGGAAGCACCAACUCACUAUCAUGCAAAACAUUACUAGAAAAUUUUGAAUCAGUCUCUGAAGUAUUAGAUGGUUUUUUAUGGACCAUCUCUGCGAUUAUUGGUCACAUAAGCUCUGACGAACGACAACUCCAAAUGCGAGACGGGUUGCUGGAGUUAUUAAUUGCCUACCAAGUUAUUCACCGGCUGCGAGAUCUUUUUGCACUGUAUGAUAGGCCCCAGGUUGAAGGGUCCCCAUUCCCUUCAUCGAUUCUCUUGAGCAUCCAUCUACUGGUGGUUUUGACAUCCAGUCCUGGAAAUAGUUCCAUUAAUUGGGAAUCUUUACCUAUUGAAAUGGAACUGGGUAAUGCAAGUGAAGAAACUAAGAUUGCAGCCACUCCUGAUUGUGGAUGUUCCUUUGUAACUAAUAACAAUGGAGAUGAUAGACCUUCAUUAUCUGCACUAAAUGGUAGCACAGUUGCACCGCUGUCUGAUGUACCCGAGGAUAGACCAUUAGAUGAAUCAUGUAGAAUAAAUAAAAAUGAUAAUUUAGUAUUAAUAGGCAAAGAUGUUGAAAAGAAGACAACUGAUGGUUCAGUUCAGUUGAAUAAUGUUAGCACUGCCGGGAUAGAUGGUACAGAUGGAUCACAGAAAAAUCUAGUUGAGCAGAAGGAAGAGAAACUCGUCAUCAUUCCCAGUGAGGAGAAAUUGAAUGAAAACAUAUCAAGCUUGAAACAACCGUUGGCAUUCCUUCUUUCCGCUAUAUCUGAAAGUGGAUUAGUCAGUCUUCCUUCUCUGUUGACGAGUGUGCUACUUCAAGCAAACAAUAGGUUAUCUUCUGAUCAGGCUUCAAAUGCCCUUCCAUCUAAUUUUGAAGAGGUGGCAACUGGAGUGCUAAAGGUUCUGAACAAUUUGGCUCUACUGGAUAUUACAUUUAUGCAGAGAAUGCUGGCUAGGCCAGACCUGAAAAUGGAGUUUUUCCACUUGAUGAGUUUCCUUCUUUCUUAUUGCACGAGCAAAUGGAAAGCACCUAAUGAUCAGAUUGGUUUGCUUCUCCUUGAAUCUAUGCUGCUUCUUGGUUACUUUGCCUUGUUCCACCCUGGGAAUCAAGCUGUUCUUCGAUGGGGUAAAAGUCCCACAAUACUUCACAAGGUGUGUGAUCUGCCGUUCGUGUUCUUCAGUGACCCAGAUUUGAUGCCAGUCUUGGCAGGGACGCUUCUUGCUGCCUGUUACGGUUGUGAACAGAAUAAGGGUGUAGUUCAGCAGGAGCUCAGUAUGGAUAUGCUACUUUCCUUGCUAAGAUCUUGCAGAAAUAUCUUACCAACAGUCAGAUCCAAUUCAAAUGCAGAAAAUCUAUCAGGAGAGGAUUCUAGUGAGUGUAACCAGCAGGGUGAUUUUAAAAGAUCUCAUGGGGACAUUCCUAUAAGAUCCAGUCGUAACAUUGCCAGAAGCACAAGGGUCUCUGGGGGCAAGGGCAGUGCUUUAGGAAACACCAUCAGAGUUGGCAAGAUGAGAAACCAAAGAGAUAGCAGAUUAACAAAAACUUGUGAGGAAACAAUUACUAAACAAAACCUACCAGUUUUAGGGACUUCAAUAAUGUUAUACUGUAGAUUUCCUAGCAGCUUCAUUGACAGAGCAGAGCAUUUCUUUUCAGUUGGGAUCACCAAUAUGGGUGGUGAAGUGUGAGGUAACCACCAUGAAAUUCUUCUCAUCAUAUUUGGCAUUAAUUGGCUUUGCAGCUGAAAUUUCGGGAGGUCAUAUAACUAAAUAUUGCAAUAGAGACUCUUUUUGUGCUCCAGCAGAUGCUUUGCAGAAAUCUGCUACAGUUUAAGAAGAUUUUGAUCAUAAUCACUGAUCACUAGGCUUCCUCCAAGCCAGUUGUGAUGCGAAUUCUUUUCGCAACAUUUUAGUUUGGAAAAAGAGUAAAAAGGUAGUUCUUUUGAAACUAAACUUUGACUCAUCUUGUAAUUAUGUGUCAGCAUGGUUUACUGGCUUCGUAUGUGUGUCAUAUGUUAGAUCUGAGUUAUGAGUUAAGAAUGCAGUAACCAUUGGUUUAGGAAGCUAGCAUAUGUUACAAUGGACAGGCUUUCCUUUUAUCUAUCGUCAACACUUGUUGGCUGAAGUUACACUGAAGUUUUAUAAGUUUUUCCUGUAUCAUGCAUUCCAUGGGGCUGAGUUGUAAAGUACUGACGGCCAAAUGCUUGAUGGUCCAACACUACGAGAUCAUUGAAGUUUACAUGCUCUACAAUGUGAUGUUCUUUUUUAUUCUGAGAGAAGCAGGAAAGAAGGGCAAACAUAUUUACCUUGUGGAAAGUGAGGGAGUGUAGGUUUUAACAAAUCAGUUUGAUGCUCUAAUGGUCAUAAUAGGUUGGAUGCCAUAGCCAAUGGUAUAGCAGUGAACGCAGAGAUGUGAAUGAUGUUACUACCAUGCACACAUUGUUGAGUAAGCAUAUUAGUUUGUUACGUUUUAUUUAUAUGCAUAUAAUCGUUGUGAAGAUUGAAA
Messenger RNA from Theobroma umbraticum, 6452 nucleotides. RefSeq lists its product as uncharacterized. The record is from RefSeq and is a predicted model, not a curated record. NCBI's taxonomy places the organism in Eukaryota, Viridiplantae, Streptophyta, Magnoliopsida, Malvales, Malvaceae.